Messenger RNA from Mollisia scopiformis, 1288 nucleotides. RefSeq lists its product as uncharacterized. Bases 99 to 1073 code for a protein of 324 amino acids. The transcript has 4 exons. Lineage: Eukaryota; Fungi; Ascomycota; Leotiomycetes; Helotiales; Mollisiaceae. The record is from RefSeq and is a predicted model, not a curated record.
CCGCUUACUUUAACGACGACAGUAUUUUAUACACCGCCUUUGAUACACCGCCUUCCAUACACCGCCUUUCAUACACCGCCUUUGAACACUCCGAAACCAUGGCUAUUCUUUCCGGAUGCCCAGGUGUAGAGGUCUGCGUACAGUCAGUCGACGAUGGAGGAGCCCAAGAUUUGCAAGAGUAUGACGAUGAUGGAGGCUGGACAUAUCGAAAAUACAGCCAUCUGCCUGAAGGGCAGCGCAUCUCGAAAUACGUGGAAAGCAAGGCCGGCGCACAGUUUCGCAUUCGAAUCAUCUUGAAGAAUCCUUUCAGGUUGACAAGCCAAAGCGUUACCUUCAAAGCGAGUGUUGACGGUCACGGAAUUGCCCAAGCCUCGUGCACUGCCGACUAUUUCUAUCGUGCUUCGGGGUACUAUAUGGAGUUGAUUACGGCGAGACUCGAUAGGAUCAGUGGGACUGAGAUUACCAGUCGGCCGUUGAAAUUCAACAACUUGAAGAAAGUCGACGAUACCGACUCUACACGAGUGAGGCAAGAUUCGAGAGCGGUCAUCGGUAUUGGAGAGAUUGUUAUUUCUGUGUUCCGAACUCUUCAAAGAGAUCCUAUCCUACCACCACCACUCUAUAGAUCCACAGUAUACAACCCAAUCGAAGAAGUCGCAGAGAAAGCUUUGAAAGGCAAAGCUAUAUCACAUGGAGUCGCAUAUGGAGAGCAACAGAUUGUGACUCGACAUAUCAAGGAGACAGUUGAUGUGGAUGGAUAUAACAACCCUCUGGGUGUAUUUAUAUUCAAAUACCGAUCGAUGGAGGACCUAAAAAUCGAGUUGAUCAUCCCACGUUCGCCAUCUCCACAGCCAGCCAUCGCACCUCUCAAUCUCAGGGGAAAUCUACCCGCAGCUCGACGAGAACGUCUAGCCAACCUCAAGCGGGAAAUCGAAGAAAUCAAAGCCGAAGAAGAAGAUAGCCAACCCAGCGGAAGCAAACGCAGACGAACCGGUGCAGCUGGGAGCAGCGGCAGAGCCUACAAGACAUCAUGGACCGCUACGGGCCAGGUGGUCGUUGAUCUUACCGAUGAUUGAUUGAUCUCGAAUUUCACUUUUUCUGUUUUUCUUACCUGCGUUGCUUUGGAGUACAGCGAUGGCGUUCCUUUUCUUCUUUACUUGUUUACCAUAUCAUGAAUCUCAGCAAGGCGUCUGGAUGGAUGGAAAGGGGGGUGCAUUUGCGACGAUUUCUUACCAUGACUAGAUACCCGAUUCACUUUGCAGAUCAUUCGAAAUAUAACGUUGCUUUCCGU